Molecule: messenger RNA, 1368 nt
Organism: Corticium candelabrum
Lineage: Eukaryota; Metazoa; Porifera; Homoscleromorpha; Homosclerophorida; Plakinidae
Exons: 3
Coding region: 1-1368 (455 amino acids)
Source: RefSeq, a predicted model, not a curated record
AUGGCGGCGCCUGCAGAAUACAAGAAAUUUAAUACUUGGGAACGACUUCUUCAGCAAAUUGCUAAAGACUUUCCUGAUAUCUAUCCUCAUGUCAAGCAGUUGUACGGGGAAUCAAGCAAGCUGAUAUACGUCACUGACAAGGGAGUUGAGUUAUUAACAUCAAGUGAAGGAGUUCAUCAAGGAGACCCUUUGGGACCUGCUCUUUUCUCAGCUACUAUCCAUCCUAUUUUAUGUGAGGUGAUCAAGAGACAUGAGGGUGUUACUAUGUUGGCAUAUCUAGAUGACAUCUAUGUGGUAGGUCCAGUCAAUAGUCUUCGAAAUAUUUUGGAUGAUUUGAAGUCUUCCCUGUCCACGUUGCAUUUGGAAAUUUUAGACAGAAAGUGUGAGUUGUUUUGUCCCUCUGGUAAUGUCUGUAAUUUUCCAACUCCAGUUACCUCUGAUGGCACUAUUAUACUAGGCACACCAGUAGGAAAACCUGAAUUUGUUCGUUCUCAAUGUGCUGACAUUGCCAAGGGUGGGAAGGAACUUUGCCGUGAAUUGGCCCUGCUGAAUAAUCGGCAAAUCUCCAUGCUGAUUCUACGACACUGUCAUGUGCCUAGAUUGAACUACUUGGCAAGGCAAGUAUUUCCUCGUGAUCUAGAACUGGCAGCAGUCAUCCAUGACAAAAUGACUAGAUCUUCAUUUGUGGACAUCAUUGGUUUCAAUCAUUUGAAUGAUACAGCCUGGAAACAAGCGACUCUAAAGCUCAAGAAUGGAGGCUUUGGUUUAACACAGAUUGGACAAAUUUCUCAUGCUGCUUUUGUGUCUUCUUGGUGUCAAUCAAUGAAAGAAUUGCCAUCUCGUUUCUUGUGUAUGACUGACUUGGUUGAUUAUCUUACUUCUUCUAAAGAAAAGUCGGGGUCGAUUGGCUCAGAAGUAAUUUCUAGCUUUUCCGACUUGCCACCAUUGUCCAAGUCAGCUGACAAUGAUGAAGAUUUUCAAACACUUGAUGACAUCAUCGCUUAUCCUAAGAAACUGCAGCACCGUCUUUGUACUGAGAUAAACGAAAUUAAUGUGUCUGAACUCAUUGCUCAGGCUCCUUCUGAUAAAGAUGCGGCAAGGCUGCGGUCAUUGCAAGGUCGUGGAGCCGGAGAUUGGUUAGAUGCCAUUCCUACUUCUGAUAGGCACGCACUUAAAACAAACGACUUUUCUACAGCGUCCUAUUUGCGGUUGGGAUUGGCUUUACCGUUUACCAAGUGGGUGAAAGUGUGUGACUGUGGACAACAACUGGAUCAACAAGGAUACCACCUACUAACAUGCAACAAAUCCGACAACGUUGAAAUAUCUUUGAGAUGGUGUUCUAAAGUUAGCCCAAUAUCACUCGCAUGA